Molecule: messenger RNA, 855 nt
Organism: Olea europaea var. sylvestris
Lineage: Eukaryota; Viridiplantae; Streptophyta; Magnoliopsida; Lamiales; Oleaceae
Exons: 2
Coding region: 1-855 (284 amino acids)
Source: RefSeq, a predicted model, not a curated record
AUGAGGCAAGCCCCUGGAGAGAUGCUGAAAAGCUAUCUCGCCAAGUUUACAGAUGAAAUCACAUACUGCGAACAUCUCACUGACAGAGAAGCCCUUUCAACCUUGAAAGGCGGCCUUAACAUGAACACUUUGUUCUUGAGGGACGUGCGACACGCAAUAGCUCCCACCUCCGGACAGGCACUGGCUUCUGCUACACUAAAUGCAGUGCCGGUAUUGGCAUAUGAAAAUGCUCCUGGCGAAGUGGGGCCAUCUGGAAGAAACGAUAGCAAGAAAAAGAAGAAGAAGCGAUCAAACAGGCCCUUGGAAGGAGUAAGGUUUUGCACUUUCCAUCAACUCUAUGGGCAUGACACCAACAAAUGCAGAGACGCUCUUCGACGCCCAGACCGGACUGACCCACACCCCUCCAGGAAGAAUGAAUAUUCUCGCAGAUCUGUCUCCCCGAACAGUGGAGAUCGAAGGCACAGAGAGCAGUCACCCCGGAGAAGAGAAUCAAGGGACCAAGGAGAGUUCAGGCAGAGAGAUCAGGCCCCAUUUUCUGGGGGCCAAAUCAUCAGGGAAAUCGAAACCAUCAUUGGGGGACCCCACAUCGGUGGCAACACCAGGAAUGCCCAAAGGAAUUAUACAAUGGAAGCAAAGGACCCACCAAUGAUCACUUACAUUAUCAACGAGUCCCAAGAGACCAACAGGAUGGCCCCAAUUACCUUCUCCCAGGAAGAUGCGCAAGGAGUUCACCAUCCCCAUUGCGACACACUGGUUGUGAGAGCCGUAGUAGCCAGAAACGGGCCCAAACGUAUGCUCGUCGACAAUGGCAAUUCGGUGAACAUAUUGUUCGGCUCGACCUUUAACAAAAUGUAG